This is a messenger RNA of Asparagus officinalis (garden asparagus), 1369 nucleotides long. RefSeq names its product pentatricopeptide repeat-containing protein At5g18390, mitochondrial-like. Gene Ontology annotation, molecular function: protein binding. The coding region runs from base 68 to 631 and encodes 187 amino acids. Lineage: Eukaryota; Viridiplantae; Streptophyta; Magnoliopsida; Asparagales; Asparagaceae. The transcript is spliced from 2 exons. The record is from RefSeq and is a predicted model, not a curated record.
UGUUCGGGGCGCGGGAACUUCUCAUGACGGGCUUGUUAAUGCCGGUUAUCUGGAGACGGCGAAGAAGAUGGUGAGGAGGAUGAGCAAGGAGGGGUUCUUGCCGGAUGUGGAUACGUUUAACUCGUUGCUUGAGGCUUUGUGCAAGUCCGGGGAGAUUGAUUUUUGCGUGGAGAUGUUGAAGGAGGCGGGGGAGUUGGGGCUUUGUCCGGAUAUUUCGACUUACAAGGUUAUGAUCCCGGCGGUUUCGAGGGCGGGUAAGAUCGAUGAGGCUUUUAGGUUGUUGUAUUGUGCGAUGGAGGAGGGGCAUAGGCCGUUUCCGAGCUUGUAUGCGGCGAUCAUCAAGGGGUUGUGUAAGGCGGGGAGAUUUGCGGAUGCGUUUAGUUUUUUUGGGGACAUGCAGGUCAAGGGGCACCCACCGAAUAGGCCGGUGUAUACUAUGAUGGUGAAGAUGUGUGUGAGGGGAGGGAAGUAUGUGGAGGCGGCGAAUUAUUUGGUGGAGAUGACGGAGGUGGGUAUGGUGCCGAGGGGGCAGAGUUUUGAUAUGGUGGUGGAGGGGUUGAAGCAUUGCGGGAAGCAUGAUCUUGCUAGGAGGAUGGAUCAGAUGGAGGUUUCGCUUAGGAGGGAGUGCUAGUGUUCAAUGAAUGAGAAGUAAGGGGGAUUCGAUGCGGGAUUCUGUUGUGAAUCAACCGAGUGCAGCAAGACUCCUAUGGCUCAGAGGCUUGUUCCUUGCUUGACACUGCAAAGGAAGCGUCAAGCGUGCCAGAACUGCUCACAAUAGGAAGAGAGUCACAAAGGCAAAAUCUGAAGCUAUUGAGUACCAGAAGCUUCUUGCCACCAAGCUGAAGGCGCUGUGAUUUUACCCUUAAGAAAGAGAGAGUUUUUCUUUUUUUUUUUUCUAUUUUUGACCAAUAGAACUCCUGAGGGUAAUAGAAUAAAAACAUAAUUCACUCAGGGUUCUAUCUACAACAAUAGAACUACAAGGAGGUCUAUCCGCAAUUGGGCGAUAGCACAGGGGGUGUUUCUACAAUUAACCCUUACAAUCUUGUUUCACCUCUGGAUUGUGUGCUUUUUUUAGAUCUGAGAAAUUGCAGAAGAAAUCAAGUUGAGCAGCAGAUGACUUUUAUUUGCAUAUUGUGCAUUUAACUUUGUACCGAGAACUUGUUACAAUCCGAUCCUGUUGCUGCUUUAAUCCUUUUCUUGAAGUUGACUCUAGUGGCAGCGCAACUUGAGCAUGUCUCAGUGGGAAAAUUGGCUCAUGCGAUAUUACCACUGGAUUUGAUUGACUCGCCCCUGGUAGUUUAUGCAUGUUUAUGGAGGGUAGGCGUCUUUGGUUCCAAGCUCAUAAAUGUUAAUUGGCUUGUAUCUUCUG